This is a messenger RNA of Parnassius apollo (apollo), 285 nucleotides long. The record is from the annotation of a GenBank genome assembly. Lineage: Eukaryota; Metazoa; Arthropoda; Insecta; Lepidoptera; Papilionidae.
AUGAUAAGUGAAACGGGCCCAGCACCGAAUCAGGCCGACACUGUCGCAUUCUGGCGCGGCCUGUGGUCAGAGCCCGUAAAUCACAGCGAGGACCCUUGGACGGAAUUUGUGACGACUCAGUGUGCGAGUAUUACGCCCAUGGACUCCGACAUCAUAACGCCCGAUGACGUAGCUGAGGCGGUUCGUAGAGCCCCCGAACUGGAAAAGUCCGGGUCCGACGGGUUGCAUCACUGCUGGCUGAAGGGGUUCAUGGUGUGUCGCGCUGUGCUCGUCCGUCAGUUUUAA